Medicago truncatula (barrel medic) is the source of this 1351-nucleotide messenger RNA. Its product is annotated as putative gamma-glutamylcyclotransferase At3g02910. The record is from RefSeq and is a predicted model, not a curated record. Gene Ontology annotation, molecular function: gamma-glutamylaminecyclotransferase activity. The transcript has a single exon. Gene Ontology annotation, cellular component: cytosol. Lineage: Eukaryota; Viridiplantae; Streptophyta; Magnoliopsida; Fabales; Fabaceae. The coding region runs from base 147 to 707 and encodes 186 amino acids.
AAUAAAUAAAAGAAGAGAAAAGGUGUAGAAUCCCGUAUUAAAAGGGGGCAUACAUUCUCCCUCCUCUCCCCACCACUUAACCAACCAUUGAAUUGAAAUAUUUGUGAUCUACAAUCAAAUUCCAAACCCCCCAAAUCCUCCUAAACAUGGUAGCGGAGACAGACGUAGACGUUGCCGUUACCACCACCACCACCGCCGCCGCCGCCGCCCUUAUAUUCACUUACGGAACAUUAAAGAGAAACUUCUCCAACCACCCUCUUCUCCAAGACCUAAUCCUCACCGGCGACGCUUCUUUCAUCGGAACCUACCGCACCCUCCUCAAUUACCCUCUCGUAUGUGGUCCCUACCGCGUCCCUUUCCUCCUCAACAUUCCCGGUUCGGGUCAACCCGUUUACGGCGAACUCUACUCCGUCUCCGAACACGGUCUUUCUCGGAUGGACGAACUGGAAGGAACCACACGCGCUCACUACGAGCGUCUUCCUAUCAAGGUCGUUCCUGCUGAAGAAGAUGGCGCCGAAGCGGAAAAGAUAACGUGCGCGGAAGCGUAUUACGCGCAUGGUAGCUAUGCGAUGGAGAUGUGGAAGAAGAAUGGUAAAAAAGGUUUGAAGUGUUAUACGGAGAAAGAAACAAUUGGGUAUGUGAAACGUAAAGAUAGGCCUCAACAUUUGACUUUCCUUGAUCACAUUCGAUUGUUCCUUUCUGAUUGAUUCAUUAUAAUUAUUAUUCAUUUUUACUGUGUUUAUUACUGUUCUUCAAGAUUGGAAUUUGGUUGGUCUCUGUCUUCUUUAUGUAUUUUCGAUGUUUUCUUAGUUAUAUAUACAUUAUGUAAAAAAUAAUAAUAAUAUGUCUACUUGUUUUGUUUUUAGUUAAUAAUAACCAAUGAAGCACGGACACUCCUCGAAUUAGGCGUGUCGUGUCCUGGUGUCAGACACGUGUCAGUGUCUGAUACGACACUUAUAAUUACAUUGUAUUAUGUCAUUUUCUCAAAUUAUUAUCCAGUGUCCAUGUAUCAUUAUCCGUGUCGUGUCUGUGUAUAUGUUCGUGCUUCAUAGAUAAUAACUAUUUUGAUCUUUCAAGGUCUUGUCUAUUGGGACGUGUCUUUAAACUGCACAAUUAGAACAGAAGCUUUAUAUUGGUGGGUAAUAGUUAAGGUUCGCUUGUAGAGUUUUUUUUUUUUUUUUUUAAGUUGCGGUCUGAGACUGUAAUUGCAAUUGAAAACUUUGCUGUGGUCACUGGGAGUAGUUAACGAUUUACAUAUCCUGAAUGUGUUACCAUGAAACUUCGUGUAUAGCCACAUAUACUGAGUUCAACUCCUGAAUCCAUCUUACUAAUAGAGUAAUAUAUUUUUUAA